AGAUUAGUCGCUACUAUGUAUGGCGAGGACGUGUGAUUUGAUACCAUUUUGGUAGAUGUAUUGGGUUGCGAAGUAGUGAAAUCCACCUUAUGAAUAAACUUUUAAGUUUUGUUCUGUGGCUAUCACCGUCGUCCACAGAUCAAAUAUUUGCAAAAUUAACAGGUUAAUCUGUCAAACUAACAGAUACCAUUUAAUUAUUUCAAGUUAGACAGAGCGUGCGGUUCUCGUAUUAGAUGUCUUCAAAGCUGGUACCUGGAGGGAACAAGUCCGGAUUGCAAGACUAUUUUAAUUUGCUAUUUUCACUGAUUUAAAACUUUGGUUUGUUAAUGUUGACGAAUCGUCUGUGCUUCGCUGCUAUCGGAGUUAUUCCGUUAAUUUUAAUCACAUUUUUCCUUGUCUUCGAUGUGUGCGGUGGACACUGUCACAAUGACGUCUUUUUGCAGGCUAAACUUGGUAAACUCUCUUAUGCUAGAUGGGUGAAUACGUCAAUUACUUUAAUCUGCUCUGGAAAAGAAUUUACAAGUGUUAUGUGGUAUUCUGUGCGGAAGGUUUACAAAAUGGCUAUUGGAUGUCUUAAAAACGAACAUAGGCAGUUACAUUUAGAUUGGUUUCCUAAUGUUCCUGAAAUAAUUGCAUCUUACGUAUCAUAUGAAAAACAAAUUCGUCAAGUGUGUAUAUUUUCGUUAUCAAACGGAAUUCUAACUUCCAGGGUUUUAGUGGAAGAACUAAAUGCUUUAGAUCAAUCAGUUGAUAUGGCGCUAACUACGACAGUAUACUUUCUACCAAAUUCAAUAAUGACUAAUGUAUUUUUUAUCUGCAAACAGGGAGAAGUGCGAAACGGAACUUGCCAUAGUCGAUUGGGUAACGGCACAUUUUAUAAUGGUGAAAAAAACAUAUAUAAAAACAACGAAUUUUAUAAAAUAACCGAUAAAGUUGUUCCUACACAUAUGGGAAAACACGAAUGUUUCGCGAAAAUCAAUGGUACCUAUUACGUUGUGUCAGUUAUUUUCUCAAACAUAAGUGACUGGGUGUAUCCGGAUUCAGUCUCUUAUCGGUUCAUGGGCGAAAAAAUGUGUGGGUCAGAUAUGUGCAUUGAGGCUGCUAAUCAAGGCUACAUGCUGUGUGAUGCCGGGAUCCAUGAUUGCUACGUAGUGAAUAACUCUUAUCGAUGUAAGAAAGGAGUUCCAUUAAUAGAUUCCUGUGAGUAUUUGGCUAAAGAUUUAAAUUGGUCUUGUCCACAUGUUUCCAGAAAUUCCCCUGAAAUAGCCGAUUACGGACGGAAUCUACAUAGUGUUUCGUACAACGCCAAAACUCUGUAUCGCAUAAAUCCAGAUUAUAUUUUGAAUUUCACUUCUAAAUUCACUGACGAUGAGAUCAGACAACAGCUUGCUCGCAACAGUGUUUCUGAACGUCGUUCAAUUGCCAGUCAGUUACUUGACAGCAUGAGGUUUGCAUUAGAUAUGUCUCCAACCAUUGUUGCAUCCGGUUAUAAUUGGUCAACAAACUCUACUGCGAAUUCAGAAUUUCCGUUGACUUCAGCUUCCAAAAAACUGCAAACAGUCUCCGUAUUUCUCCAUUUAAUCGCGGAGAUCGCCCGCCAAACCCCUUCUGUUAUCGAUUUAUUAAGGUCCGACAAAGAAACUGAAAAGAAUUUACGGUUUUGGCAUUUAUCUUCAGAUACAGGCAAUAUAACAAUGAAUAGCUCGCAAGGGAAGGUGAUCAAGUUUUUCAUUAAACCAAAGCAAUCAGAAAUGCAUGAUACAUUCAUCGCCGUAAUCCCAGCUGCCAACUUUCCAGGAGUUCUUCUGACACAACUAGACAAUAUCAAAAAAGUGACAACACCUUCCUUAGACUCAGAUGUUGUAUUGGUCGACACCAACAACGGUCUAUCAUUCACUCUAUCUGUGGAUUUAUCUCAGAAACCGAAUAUCACUGUAUCAUGUGAACAACUAAAGCAGAAUCCCGAGUUUAAAGAACUGUGGAAUGAUGGAAAUUGCAAAACAAUAAUUGUCGGUUCUAAUUUUGAAUGCCAAUGUCUUCCAGCUCAGGGUGGAACAUUCGCGAUCGCUUUGGUCUACUGGUUAGGGUCGUCACAUAUUCCAUUAACACAUGUGUACUCCAUAAGUAUUGUUAAUUAUAUUUUUACUUUCGUAACUAUUGUCGCUUUAUUCCUGUUUUUAAUAUUCACCCGUUUCAUUGGAGUUUUUCGGUUGGAUCAAUUCAACAUAGCGUUUUGCUUAAUGGUUAGUGCAAUUGUUUCUUUGGCGAUUCCACAUACGACUGACAGGCAACCGAUUUUGUGCACUAUCAUCGCUGUUGCUGUUUGCUAUUUUCCGUUGGCUGCUUUUUCAUGGAAAUUUAUAUUUGGGUUGAAUACUUUAAUAUUAAUCAUUGCACCACAUUCUCGAUACCAUGACCUUGUUUCUAAACCGAAAAAUUGUUUGCCAUUAGUUUGGAUAGGUUAUUUGAGUCCUGCAAUUAUUAUUGGUACAUGGUUUGGCUACACAGGAGAAGUUAGUAACAGUGGUCUGUAAGUUAACAUCUUUGUUUCCUCGGUUGUGGAUAUUCCUAUAGUUUUAUUGCUCUCAUAUCUUUUAGAUUUCCUACGAUAAACCUUUUACGUCAGUCUAGAUAAUUAUCAGUGCACGUUCAUCAAAUAAAGUCUUUGUUUAAAGCUUACUGCUGGUCUAGUUAAAUUUUACCAUGCCUAAUUGUAAAAUCCAACAUUAUUAAAACCCGCCUAGUUGUACAUGCAUACCAGUUUCAUGUUCCCAACAAGACUCGGACGCAUCUGCCAUCGCCCAAACAACACAGACUUAUUUCUUUUUGUGUGACUUUUUUGAGACUAGCAGUUGCUGUUAUCAUUUAUCUCGUAUUUUGCGCACAUAGAUUAGACUGCCUUUUAUUUGACCCAUGUAUUCGAGUGUUACAAACAUUGCUUUUUCGUUAAUACAAUUUUUUUGUUUACUUUUAUCCUUUUAGCUGCAUUGGUCCCAAAACUCUCCGUUGGUCUUUUGUUGGUCCAAUAACAACAGUUGUUACUUUUAACUUCGUUAUUUUAUUUGUAGUUGGUCUCGUCCUUCUCAGAAAUUAUCUUGUUACUCGCAAAAGUAAACUAAAUAAAACAACGUACGUAUGCUUUAUGCAUCUACUUUCGAUUCCAGUUUCUAAACUAAAGCAACUUACUACUAAUGAAAGAUUGUAUACGCUUUCUUAGUAUUUACGCAAAACCUUUCAUCUGAAAAGUCAACAUCAAUAAAGAGGAAAAUAUUGUAUGAAUUGUCUUCCAUGAAACUGCUUAAUCAGUUUUUAUCAGUGAUUGGUUUCAAGAAUUACCAAACUAUUUGAUUUUUCCAUCGUUACCAAGGUUUUACUUGAUAAUUUUUAUUUGAGUAUUUAGUAAAUUAGCAACGAUAAAAAUGAUAUAUUUUUAAUUAUCAUAUCAAGUAGGAAAUUGACACUUAGUGUAAGUCCCUUUUCCAGAGGGUAAAUAACCGAAUUGUCAUUUUAAAUUUACUGAUCAGAAAACAAACGAAGAUAUUUCUUUGUAGGUUAUUCUGAUCUGUGAAUUAUUGGUACUUUUAACUGGUUUAAAAUUGCGUUAGCUUCCAUUUUGUCUCGAUUAGCCUAGGUUUAAAUCAAGGUAGUUCAUUUACACUUGAGAUUAUUCAGAAAGCAAUGCUUUCGGUUUAAGUACGAAAUGUAAUCAUGUUUCCCAUUUCGUAAUUCUACACUACAGUUGUUAUUUCAUUUUGCAAUAUCACUGAGUUACAAACAUAUGUGCAGCAUCUCACGUUAUUUUUGUCUAUGACAACCAUAUCCAAGUUCUUAAUACCUUGAUUCUUUCUAUCUAUAAUUGUAGACACUUUUUAGUGCUGACGCAGUUGAUGCUAACGUUAGGAAUUCCAUACAUUGCAAUUUACAUUCAGCUAUUGGACGCUUUCACUAUGCUAAUUGUUGUACCAGUUGCAAUGGCUCUAACAGCUGUACUUAUGUUUCUUCUGGUCGCCGUUUUUGAUGAGGAAAAUCGUCAUUUACUACGAUCCUUUAUUUACAAACACAUCGCACGUUCAAGUGAGCACAGCUCUGGGACAAUGGGAUUGAGAAAUCAAUGCAGGGGAGAAUUUGAGUCAAAGUUUAGAAAAUCUCCUGUCCAUCAUAUGGAGCGGGAUCACUUUUCGUCAAAUUACUUAAGCACACACGCAUUACGCAACCCAGAUAACGGAAAAAGUGCCUAUCAACAUGAUAACACAAUUAGAAGGAAAACACAAGAAUAUAGUUCAAGUAUUGCCUCACCUGAAACUGGUAAUUCAGAUGUACUUUGCGAUUCGAGACAACUAAAUGGGGAGUUAUUUAGUGACAUUUCGUCCACUGAAGAUCACACAAUCGAAAAUAUAAAGAAUGAAGGUGAUGUCAGUCUUGGUUGUCCAAAUAAUCGUUCACAUGUUUUACCUUCUUUCAACAGUCUAGUCACUCGGAUGUAAGUAUUCAGCACAUGUACGUGAAAACAAAUCGGUUGUCCAUUUUAACAACCAUCAAAUUGUUUCUAUCCAAAACAGAUUUAUUCGUGAAAGCGAAAUCACCGGUUUCUUACUUACUACUUUUUACCAAUAACGAAAUUUUCACUUGUACGUCAUAAUUUUUUAAUGUUUUCUUUCUAAAACCUUAGCAUUUUAAGUGGGUAUAUUUCAUUUGUUUGCUAUUUCCGUGUUUAUGCGCACAGGAUGAAGUUCAAUUUUUAAAACACUAGAAAUUGUUUUUAUAGAUUUUUCCACUUACUGUUGUAUUGUUUGUAUAUAUUAUUUCUCUAUGUAUUGAGCUAAUGUGCGAUCUGCGUAAUCUCCACUUUACAUCAAACUGAAUUUUCGAAAUUAUUAAUUUGCCACAUAAUGCAUGCACAAAUAGGUUAAUUUUGAUUUCUUAAAAUAUUUAUCGUUUGCAUAAUUUAUUAUGAUUAGCAAUUACGUAUACCUUCUUUGCCAC
Molecule: messenger RNA, 4983 nt
Organism: Schistosoma margrebowiei
Lineage: Eukaryota; Metazoa; Platyhelminthes; Trematoda; Strigeidida; Schistosomatidae
Source: the annotation of a GenBank genome assembly